UGUCGUUGCUGGGCUCUGGGGAAAAGUCAAACGUAAGAAGAAAAAUCAAUAAAAUUUUUCGCUGACUGCUGUAUAAAGGAUUUUCAAGCAAAAUAAUUACAAGAAAAUUAAUAUUUUGUACAAAAUUUUUGCAAGUAAAGUGUAAAAGUCUUUAAUAACAUAUAAAUGAAACGUGGCCAAAUAAUAAAAUAAAUAAAACGUUAAAAUAUUAAAGAAAUUGCAACGCCCAUCUCGAGGUAUUACACAAAAACGGUCAUCUUUAAACUAAAACACUAUCUUAUCUCGUGUUGAAAAAGACAACAACGCCACAACCUCCAGCACCAACUCGUUAGUGCAGGUCUAACGACAAACACCACAACUCUCUAUAUAAUUUAAAAUAAUAAUAAUAAAAAAACCAUUGAAUAUCAGUGAUUAAUAUUAAUCUAUACUGGUGUUUUGCCGGUUUGGAAAGAAAGAAAGAAAAAAAGACACACACACAUACAUUUGCCAAGCAAAAGUUUGUGUAAAUAAUACUAAAACAACAACUUGUUGCUUUUAUAAUAUUUGUUCCAAUUGGUGAUACUUGCUGUCAUAACUUUACUAAAGCUACCACUGUUGCUGACUAUUGCUGAUGCUCGUACGUCGCAAAGAUUGAUUGCAACAAACAAUAUUUUAAUUUGUUUGAUUAUAAAACGUCUUUUCGUAUUGUGUCUUGUUUUUGCUAGUAGAGUGGAAGUUUAUCUUCUUCUUCUUCUUGUGUGUGUGACUAAUUUAAAUCAUUUAAACUCUCCCCUAAACAAGGAGAGUUUAAACGAAUACAACAGAUAAUAAAAAAUAAAAAAAAAUAAAGAAGAAUCUUUCAAAGCAAUAACGAUUUGAUCUAUUUGAUUAUUAUUAUUUUUUCUUCUUAAGCGGUUUUUUGUUAAUUCUUAAAAAUUAAUAAACUAACAACAAUGGCACCUGUUAGGGGAGAUGGUAUGCGUGGUCUGGCAGUUUUUAUAUCGGACAUAAGAAACUGUAAAAGUAAAGAAGCGGAAGUUAAACGUAUUAAUAAAGAAUUGGCCAAUAUACGUAGUAAAUUUAAAGGUGACAAAACGUUAGAUGGUUAUCAGAAAAAGAAAUAUGUGUGUAAACUGUUAUUCAUAUUUCUACUGGGUCAUGAUAUUGAUUUCGGUCAUAUGGAAGCGGUUAAUUUACUAUCAUCGAAUAAAUAUUCAGAAAAGCAAAUUGGCUACUUAUUCAUUUCCGUAUUGGUUAAUACAAAUAGCGAUUUAAUACGUUUGAUUAUACAAUCGAUUAAAAAUGAUUUGCAAUCACGUAAUCCUGUACAUGUUAAUUUGGCCUUACAGUGUAUUGCCAAUAUUGGUAGUCGCGAUAUGGCUGAAUCAUUUUCCAAUGAAAUACCAAAAUUAUUGGUAUCUGGCGACACCAUGGAUGUGGUUAAACAAUCAGCUGCUUUAUGUCUUUUGCGCUUAUUCCGUUCUAGCCCCGACAUAAUACCCGGUGGCGAGUGGACUUCACGUAUUAUACACUUAUUGAAUGAUCAACAUAUGGGCGUUGUAACCGCUGCCACAUCACUCAUCGAUGCUUUAGUUAAACGUAAUCCAGACGAAUACAAGGGUUGUGUUAAUUUAGCCGUCUCACGUUUGUCACGCAUUGUUACGGCCAGUUAUACAGAUUUACAAGAUUAUACAUAUUAUUUUGUACCGGCUCCAUGGUUGUCGGUUAAACUAUUGCGUUUGCUACAAAAUUACAAUCCAGUUACUGAGGAGCCGGGCGUAAGAGCUCGUUUAAAUGAAACUUUGGAGACUAUUUUGAAUAAGGCCCAAGAACCACCAAAAAGCAAGAAGGUACAACAUUCAAAUGCCAAGAAUGCUGUACUAUUUGAGGCCAUCAAUCUUAUUAUACACAGUGAUAGUGAGCCAAAUCUUUUGGUGCGUGCUUGUAAUCAGUUGGGUCAGUUUUUGAGUAAUCGUGAGACUAAUUUACGUUAUUUGGCUUUGGAAUCUAUGUGUCAUUUGGCUACUUCGGAGUUUUCACACGAGGAAGUUAAAAAACAUCAAGAAGUUGUCAUUUUAUCAAUGAAGAUGGAGAAAGAUGUUUCGGUGCGUCAAAUGGCUGUAGAUUUAUUAUAUGCCAUGUGUGAUCGCAGUAAUGCUGAGGAGAUUGUUCAGGAAAUGUUAAAUUAUUUGGAAACUGCUGAUUAUUCUAUACGAGAAGAAAUGGUACUUAAAGUAGCCAUUUUAGCUGAAAAAUAUGCCACUGAUUUUACUUGGUAUGUCGAUGUUAUUCUUAAUCUCAUACGUAUUGCUGGCGAUUAUGUUUCCGAAGAGGUCUGGUAUCGUGUCAUACAAAUUGUUAUUAAUCGCGAAGAAGUCCAGGGUUAUGCUGCCAAGACUGUUUUCGAAGCCCUCCAGGCACCAGCUUGUCACGAGAAUAUGGUUAAAGUUGGCGGCUAUAUAUUGGGUGAAUUUGGUAAUUUAAUUGCCGGUGAUUCCCGUUCAGCUCCCCUGGUACAAUUUAAACUCUUACACUCGAAAUAUCAUUUAUGUUCACCAAUGACUAGAGCUCUCCUACUAUCGACUUAUAUUAAAUUCAUAAAUCUAUUCCCUGAGAUACGUACCAAUAUACAAGAAGUAUUCCGUCAACAUAGCAAUUUACGUUCAGCCGAUGCUGAGUUACAGCAGAGAGCCAGUGAAUAUCUACAAUUGAGUAUUGUGGCAUCCACAGAUGUGCUGGCAACAGUGUUGGAAGAAAUGCCCUCAUUUCCCGAAAGGGAAAGUUCCAUAUUGGCCGUGUUGAAGAAGAAGAAACCUGGUCGGGUACCAGAGAAUGAAAUACGCGAAUCGAAGAGUCCAGCUCCAGCUGCUCUACAAAAUAAUACACAUGCUGCUACCAAUCACAAAGUCAACAGCAAUGCUAAUACAGAUUUAUUAGGUUUGAGCACACCACCAGCCAAUAAUACAGCGGCUAAUAAUAGCGGUACUUUAAUAGAUGUUUUAGGCGAUAUUUAUGGCAGUACUAAUAACAAUACCGCUAUAUACAAUACCAAAAAGUUCCUAUUCAAGAACAAUGGUGUUUUAUUCGAAAAUGAAAUGUUACAAAUUGGUGUUAAAAGUGAAUUCCGCCAGAAUCUAGGACGUCUUGGUUUAUUCUAUGGCAAUAAAACUCAAAUACCCUUAACGAAUUUUACUCCCGUUUUACAAUGGGAUGCUGAGAAUGCUUUAAAGUUGAAUGUUCAAAUGAAACCGGUUGAGCCCACCUUAGAAGCUGGUGCCCAAAUCCAGCAACUGUUGACCGCCGAAUGUAUAGAAGAUUAUUUAGAUGCUCCUACAAUUGAAGUGAAUUUCCGUUAUAAUGGUGUACAGCAAAAGUUUAGCAUUAAGCUGCCGUUAACAAUAAAUAAAUUCUUUGAACCAACAGAAAUGAAUGCGGAUUCAUUCUUUGCUCGAUGGAAAAACUUAAGCGGCGAACAACAAAGAGCUCAAAAAGUCUUUAAAGCUCAACAACCAUUAGAUUUACCUGGUGCUCGCAACAAACUCAUGGGUUUCGGUAUGCAAUUAUUAGAAAGUGUUGAUCCUAAUCCAGAUAAUAUGGUGUGUGCGGGUAUUAUACACACACAAACACAACAAGUGGGUUGUUUACUUCGAUUAGAACCCAAUAAACAGGCACAGAUGUUCCGUUUAACAAUACGUGCCAGCAAAGAAAGUGUAACACGUGAAAUAUGCGAUUUGCUUACAGACCAAUUUUAAAUAUUAUUAGAGAAAUGAAAACGAGACAAA
Messenger RNA from Lucilia cuprina (Australian sheep blowfly), 3761 nucleotides. It is a transcript of the gene AP-2alpha, whose product is annotated as AP-2 complex subunit alpha. Bases 933 to 3731 code for a protein of 932 amino acids. Gene Ontology annotation, molecular function: clathrin-cargo adaptor activity. Gene Ontology annotation, biological process: clathrin-dependent endocytosis; intracellular protein transport. Gene Ontology annotation, cellular component: membrane coat; AP-2 adaptor complex. The record is from RefSeq and is a predicted model, not a curated record. The transcript has 11 exons. Lineage: Eukaryota; Metazoa; Arthropoda; Insecta; Diptera; Calliphoridae.